Xiphias gladius (swordfish) is the source of this 3629-nucleotide messenger RNA. RefSeq names its product Cdk5 and Abl enzyme substrate 1 (gene cables1). The transcript has 10 exons. NCBI's taxonomy places the organism in Eukaryota, Metazoa, Chordata, Actinopteri, Istiophoriformes, Xiphiidae. The record is from RefSeq and is a predicted model, not a curated record. Gene Ontology annotation, biological process: nervous system development; regulation of cell cycle. Bases 170 to 1840 code for a protein of 556 amino acids. Gene Ontology annotation, cellular component: cytosol.
CCUGUGCCACAAUACUGCACACACGUGACCUCCCUGUUUUCACCCAGUUAAACGCAUGUACUUAAAAGACAGGCCACUACCAUUCACCAACACAAGCACGAUUAGCACAAUAUUAAUGACAGCAAGGUAAGAUCGCCGCUGCGGGGACUCGGAUCACUGGGAGCGGACCAUGGCGGCUGCCACGAGCAGCAACACAUCCACAGCCACGCUUGAGAUAAAGCACCACGGUGUCGAGCAUACGCGGAAACGCAUAGACCCGAGGAGGAGGCAAGCGGCGCUGUCUUUUCUCAGCAACAUUUCUUUGGAUGGACGGCCCGUGCAAGACGACGCAGUCACCCAAAACGAAGAGGAUAGCUCGCUUGAGCCCAGGACUAGACAGAGCCUGGUUUCCGCGGAGCGCUCGGCGUACGGGGCCGCUGGCGCUGGCGCCGGAGCUGCUGCUGCUGCUGCGGCUGCGGCUGCGGCGGCGGCGGCGGCGACCACGGCCGCCCAGGCGCUCGCUUUUGCAAACCAGGCUCUCCUCGCCGGCAGUCGGGCCAGUUAUGGGACGGGUCCCGCAACUGCCCCGGCGGGUACAGACACGGAGGGCGACGCUUUCGUGUCUUCGUCCGCGUUCAGCUCGCCUUUCUCCGCGGUCCCAGCCUCGACCAGAGGGAGGCUGCAGACGUACACUCAGGGAAUCCUUCCUGCCUCCUACUCCAGACAGGCUUCCCAAAACUACUGCCUGGAGGGCGGACAGAUAGCCAACUCUGCCAUUGAGCUACAGAGGUCAAGACGAAGACUCAUCUCUCAGCGCUCUUCGCUUGAAACGCUAGAGGACAUUGAGGAAAAUGCUCCUCUACGCAGAUGCCGAACCCUAUCGGGUUCACCCCGACCAAAGAGCUUCAAGAAAGUCCACUUCAUAAAGAACAUGAGGCAACAUGAUAUGCGCAAUGGAAGGAUAGUCCUUAUCAGUGGCAGAAGAUCCUUCUAUAGUGUAUUUUCUGUCCUGCCCUAUCGAGAUUGUAGCCAAGCAGGGGAUGUAAAGCUUGAAGGAGGGCGUCAGCGGCACUCGUCAGGAGGCGUCAGUGCCAAGGAGAUGGUGAUCGGGCUGGAGGGAGUGGAGCUAGGGGCAGAUGGAAAGACUGUAUCCUACACCCAAUUCCUGUAUCCCACUAAUGUGCUGGGUGGUCGAAGAAACACCAUCGACUCCACCUCAUCAUUCUCUCAAUCCCGUAACGCCAGCCACCGCAGCCUCAGUUUGGGCCGAGCCAACAGCAACCAGAGCAGCCUAGACACAGGGAAUGAUUUGGGGGACUUUCGCGAGUACGACCCUAAUCUGCUGGAUGACCCUCAGUGGCCUUGUGGAAAACACAAGAGAGUGCUCAUCUUUCCCUCAUACAUGACGACGGUAAUUGAAUACGUCAAACCCUCUGACCUCAAGAAGGACAUGAACGAAACCUUCAAGGAGAAAUUCCCCCACAUAAGGCUUACGCUCAGCAAGAUAAGGAGCUUGAAAAGGGAGAUAAGAAAGCUGGCCCAGGAUGAAUGCGGUUAUGAGGAACCCACAGUGGCCAUGGCUUUCGUCUACUUCGAAAAACUUGUUCUUCAAGGCAAACUAAACAAGCAGAAUCGUAAACUCUGUGCUGGAGCUUGUGUCCUACUGGCGGCCAAGAUUGGUGGUGAUCUCAAAAAACAUGAAGUCAAGCUCCUGAUAGACAAACUGGAGGAGAGGUUCAGAGUGAACCGCAGAGAGCUCAUAGCCUUCGAGUUCCCUGUCCUGGUGGCACUGGAGUUCAACCUGCACCUGCCCGAACACGAGAUCAUGCCCCACUACAGACGCCUGCUGCAGACCUCCUAGCAUUAGUGACCCAUCAGGGGGACGACCACCAGGUUCUCCUCCUGAUCUACUUCCCACGGUAUCCAUCCUCCCACCUCUCGCCUCGUCGCCGUCUGACAGUUUGAAGGUACCGCUGGUUGUCACUCAACUGCAGCCGUUCAUCACGACCGACAGGGCUCUCCUUCCUCUCAGAAACCUGGAAUCAGCCAAAGGGACACACGUUUUUAAACAAACUUUUCUCAAUUUUUUGACUUCUACAUUCAUCAUCACUACAUGGACUAGCGAAAGAAAGGGUUCAUCUGCAAACAAGUUGUUCUUUCUAGUUUGCAUGUUUUACAUCUCUUCAUCUUCACUUUGUAUAUUUUAAAGCUCUCUUGUUGCCUAAGAGAGAUUUUUUUUGUUUGAAUCUGAUGAAAUUUUUUCUCAGUUAAAGAAACCGAUGAUUGUAACAUUUUUAUCAUCUCUCUUCAUUAAUCUCCUGCCUGUAAACUUUGGUAUGAUUGGUUGCCUCCUGACCUGCAUAAAAUUUAAACAAAAGCCUUUUAAGUGGCUGGUUUUGGCUGGACUGUUCUCAGAGUGACUCAUUUUUUGCAAGUCAUCGUCUUAAAAGUGCACUUUUUGAAUAUUUCAAGACAUGGGUGGAACGUGGACAUUUUUUUCAGACUUUUAAUGAGCUUGGGAAUUAACCCUGAAAAAUCAGCUGUGUUCACAAGCACUGCGCACAAGUCAUUUGAAUGGAUAUUUGAUUUGUUUUUCUCUCUUGUGUUUUAUUCGCUGUUUUCUAGCCACAACUGUCCGCGUGAAAAGAAAGGAUUGUUUGUACACAGGUACUUGCAGACAAGAUGGGACUUCCUAUUUUCACUGAAGUAUUCCAUUCAUUUUUUUUUUUACCAGUCAAAUGCUUGCCAUGGACUUAUGGAGACCAGACCCACUUUUAUCAGUGUCGAAUUUCUUGUGCUCUAUGUUAGAGUGUAUUGCCAGCACAUUUACAGUGCUAUAAUGGGGUCAAGACUGAAGAGUUGUUCAUGAGUGGAAAAAAUGCCAUUAACCAGUGAUAAGGAUUAGCAGCAGGGCGGCACUAGGGUGCUCUAGUUUUGAGGGAGAAUGUCCUUUACCUGGCGGAUGAGGGCGAGGACCCUGUGCCAGUAAUUGUCCUCCUGCUGAAGCGUCCUUGAGCAAGACACUCAGUCCUUUCAGGCUUAAGGGACACUGCUCUUCAGCUGACCCUGACCUCUGAGGAGGAGAAAAACCUAAACGAGAUCGCAACAAGGAUCAAAGACGUCUCAAACAUUUGCAUAUAAAUUGAAUUAGCAUUUGUUGAAUUGCAAUCUAAGAUGUUUAAAAAAAAGAAACUGAAAAUUGAAGAAAAAAAAAAAAAAACUGUGCCAAUGUGACCAAUUAAAAAAGUAUUAAUUCCAUUUAUUUGGCAUGUAUCUCAACUGGAUUUUCUUUUUUUUUUUAUUACCUUGAAAUUGACUCAAACAAUACCACUGAGUGUUGGGAGGCCACCAAACCAGGAAAAUACAGAAGGCCUACUUGAAAAUAGUAUUUAAUGCUGCUCCAGUAUUGAUGGUAUUUGAGUUGAAAUGAUCACAAAACUAAACCAAAUUUUAAUGAGGAAAGCAUGGAUUUUGUUGAUUUAAUGUACAGAAAAAAUACUAAGCUUCUUUCUGUUUGCAAGCCCAAAGAUUUUGCUGUAAGAUGCACACUAAAUACUCUGUGAGGAAAGACUCAUGGGCGACACUUACUACCAGUGUAUGUUUGUAAAUAAAUUGCUUUGCUUGUUCAAUCAAAACAAGACUCUGACUUG